This is a messenger RNA of Lachancea meyersii CBS 8951, 657 nucleotides long. Lineage: Eukaryota; Fungi; Ascomycota; Saccharomycetes; Saccharomycetales; Saccharomycetaceae. The record is from the annotation of a GenBank genome assembly.
AUGGACGAACUCAUCGUUCUACAAACGCUCUACACGCUGCUAGUCCAGAACAAGACCAACCGGGUGUCACUGGUGCGACUCCAGACCGAGAUCAACGACAACGCGCUGCUCAAACAACUCGUCCCCAGCACGCGCAAGCCCGCGGUGUCCGUGCACGACAUCCUGGAGCUGAUCAAGCGACUUUUCCCAAAGAAAACCUCGCUCACAGAGGGCCAACUGACGUUCUACAACUUGCACCUGGGCGAGAUGCGCGAACAGCUGUUGGCGAGGUACGCUGGAAUCCGCGAGAGUCUGGUGAGCCAGAUCAGCGCGACGGAACCCGCGAUCGAGGCCCUGGUCAAGGACAAGACCACGUCGCAGCGAACCCGGCUCUUGGAACUGUGUCGGGACACCUUGUUGAACAAGUUCGAGGAGCACGCCCGUGCGCGCAUGUACGCGCACAGCGUGGGUGAGGACGCGGUGCGCGAGCCCGUCAACUUGGCGUUGAUUCGCGGACGCACGCCCGCUAGCAUUUUGGAACUGCAGGCUUGGUUACAGAUGUGUGUAGCGAACGCGACGAUGUACUAUGGCAGUGGGAGUAAGGAGUGGAGGGACGCGCGGGAGAGUCAGGGACAGUUGGACGAGACGAUAGGGUUUGUGAGGAGUGUUUUGGAGUAG